ACGGGGCAGCUGAGGCACGCUCAAGCCACACAUGAGACGCGUCUCGGAUGAAUCGCAUGAGGUGAGUUUUUUAGCAUGAGGCGAGGCAAAAUUUUUGUGUUAAAAUGUAUCUUAUGGUGGAUUUAACGUAGCAUGAUGUCAUCAUAAGGUAGGGGUCCACUGUAUUUUGCCCGGUCUCCAGACAAACUCUCGUCCACCACAGACACUGCCCAUACCACUACACGAAUGACAUAAUUUAUUCAUUUCAGAGUAUAUAUAAAGUUUCUAUGUUAAUUAUAUUGUUCAUGUCAUAUUAGAUGAAGUGAGAUAGACAAAUUAGCCGUAGAGUUGAUAUCAGCGAUAUUAUUGAAGUACAGAAUUCCACUGGAACGGAUUAAUUGCAUUUCAGUUAAUUUAAAUGAGGAAAAUUGACUCUGCAAACGAGCAAAUCCAGUUGCGAGCAAGGUCAUGGAACAGAUUAAAGCCGCAAGUAGAGGUUCCACUGUAUUUUUUUUUUUUACUGUGCUCACCCACCUCACAGAUCCCUGUUAUCAUGUCAAGGCCAAAAUAUACUGAACACAAUUUAUUUGAGGGCCUUAUAAUUAAAAUGUAGAUCUACAUAAGUGACACUAGCCUCAAAUGAUGUAGAUCUACAUGAGAGACAGUAUAAGAGUUAUGUGCUCCUGUGUCAUGUAUGUGUAUUCUCAAAAUCUUUAAUAUAAUGUUCUGAUUUAGAUUUUUAUAAUAAAUUUUUGUUACAGAAAUUCUGCCAGUUGUAGAGUUUGUGUUAGAAGAAGGAAUCUCAGAUGAAGAAGCUGUUCGUCUCAUCCAGCACGCAGUUGGUGGAGGUUCAGGUGAGAGUAAAGGUUCAGCAGGAGAAAAUGAAGAUGAUGAUGAUGAAAAUAACCGCUGGAAACAAACAGAUUCAGGAAGUGCUCAAGCUCUUACCUUAGACACCUCACCAAUACAUUCACACAGUGGUGAUGAUCCCUUCACAGCUAAUCUUAUGAACUUCUAUGGUGGGUCUGAAUACCAGCCAGUGACUCUUGGACAGGCAGCACUGAUGGCCAUGGAACCACACGAUAUUAUAAUAUGCAAGUGGCCUAAACCUCUGAAGUAUCAGUUCUUUAAGAACAUCAUGCCAGACAUGCCUAUUACACACUGUGUCCAUUGUAACAAGAUGUUCCACACAGAUGAUUAUACCCUUCAAGUGCUCCAGAAAGGUCACUGCCCAUUCUGCCGAACACCCAUUGGAGAUCAUUCAGACAACAACAUUGAUUAAUGUGAAAUUUUUUUUUAUUUUGUUUAACCCUUUAAACUGUCCAAAUGUAGAUCUGCGUUCUCUCGCCCAGGGCUCCAAAUAUUUUCAAAAAUAUUAUUAGUUUUUUUUUUAAUUAAAGAGGCAAUUUUCUGUGUGUAAUAAGAUGAAAAAAAUUGUUUAGGGUCGGUACUUACCGAGAUAUGAGGCCACAGAGUUGGCACUGGAUGUUCACCUGAUGGUAACAUGCAAUCCUGCCGCUUGCAGAACUGUUGCCAAUAUACCUUUUUUUCUCAUUUUUUUUUUUUUAAUUUAUGUAAUAUUUAUACCUGCACAAAACUAUACUGCCUUACACCAUAUUGUAGCAUUCUCAUACUGUAAACUUUCACCAACGCUCAAUAUUAUAUUCCAAUAAUAUAACUUAAAUAUUUACUAUUGAUAUACACAACCUACAGAAUACUUUCAAAUUGUCCCAAUGUAAUAUCCCCAGAUUGUAACUUAAGUUAACUUACUAUCUGCUUUAAAUGAAAACAGAUGUACAAUGUAAACAAACUGUGAUCAAUUUCUCUAGUAUUAAGUAGUCUGUAAGCCAUUAAUUUAGUCUGGCCACAAUGCCAUAAAAUGAUAGUGGCUCUCUUUGCACUGCAACUCAUUAUUGUAAUUACAGAAUCUCAAUGUAACCUUGCAAAGAAAUAAAAAUUGUAUUGUAUUGUAUAAAGUCAAUCAGCCACCUAGCCGGCCACCCAGCCGGCCACCCAGCCAGCCACCCAGCCGGCCACACAGCCAGCCAACCUGCCAAACACAUAUUACAUGUGCUCCAGAAUUGUUUCUCUGUACUUAGGGCAUAGGUUAUAGGACUUUCUGGCCAGGUGACACUACCAGUGGUAUCAAAAUUGAAAGGAUGUUGCACAUGGGUUAUUAUCGAGGUUUUUAAUAUUUCCUCAACCACUUGUGGCCAUAUCCAUCUCAAAGCCACUAAACUCAGGGUCAGUAUCACUUUCCUCUUAAAACUGGAGUGUUAAUACGACAUGACAUCAGGGAAUCCCUGGUGUUUGUCAUGCUGUUUGCUCUAGCAGGCACUCAAUUGAACUAGUGCUCCCACAAAGUACUAAGUGGUCCCAGACUUUUUGUAUACUGCACACACUGAGUGUUAACUCUUUGAGGGUCUGUCCCAUAGUUCUAUGACUCUGAAGCCUGGGUCCAAGCCAUAAAACUACGGUUGAGCUCAGCUCACUCAGAUAAUGCUGUGAGCAGUAAAUUUGGGCCUAGAUAUGAGAGAAUACAUUUGUGUGGUAAGUGUGCACCACAUAAAACAAAUACUGCAGCACUCAAUCAAUGGUGGCUGGUCAAAAAAUAGAAUCGGGGGACUACAUGAUUGCAAGUCUCAUAGAACAGCGUAAUAAGGGUUAUUAUAGUAAUAAUUUUUAAAAUUAACUAAAUUUUAUAAUGAUAAGUGAUUGCUUAUACGUACCCGUAGAGGUCGUCACAGUCCUGCUGGUGGAAACGUGGCUGGCUGAGGUGAUGAUGUUACAACUAUUUGAAAAUAAAAUCCAAGCAUCGAUUUUUUGAUGGUUUACAACUUUUUCAUUAAAAGCUUUUCAUUCCUUUUUUUGCUAUGAAAAUACUGCAUGCUGAAUCAGUUUGAGCUGCAGUAUUCACUUUACCCAGCAUUGACAAAUCAAUAAUGUUAUUUAUAUGCUUGGUUGAUGGCUCAUGUUUCAUUAAUCCCUUCAGGGUCCAAGGCCAAAAUCUGAAGUGGUGCUCCAGUGUCCAAGAAAUUUUGAAAAAAAAAAAAAAAAAUUUCUUACAGAAUUAAAGAGCAUAUUUUUGUGAAGGUAAUAAGACAAAAAAAAAAAUUUCUGAUCAGUACUUACCAAGAUACAGUGCCGAGAAGUUUGUCCAAAAUGACGUGGUGGCGGCAACAUCGAUGAAUUCCACAUACGCGCAUUACUUUAUUUAGCAGUUUUUGUAGUUUUUUCUUUUCUUUUCAAAUUUUUUUCUUUUCCUACUAACAUUUGGGGCCUGAGAGACCAAUACUGUAUAUAAACUCACUGUAUUGAACACAAUACCCUCACUAAAGUUAUUAUCAUAUUGUUUGCCACUGUUGUUUAUUACAAUAAACAUGCACAAAUCUUGUAUAAUACUAAUGUUCUAUCUUAUAUUUACAUAUUUACAAUCACUGGACAUGGUUUUAGAACUGCUGGAGCUUGUGGAACUCCUAGAAACAAGGCACCAUGCACAGAGGUACCUUACAUUCCUCACACAUAAACCGAGUGUCUUUGCGUCUUUGUUGCCAUCGUUUUGUUUAUGCACAGACGAUGCAUCUCUUCUGAGCAAAUUUCUUCUGAGUUGAAGGAAGCUGUAUUAUGAAAUGAUCACCUUCCCUCCUCAAACGCUUGGGUAUAUCCUGAGGAAUUCGAGGACCUUAUUGUAUAGCAGGUGUUCUUACCUGGUACUUCAUUAUGAGUUGUCUGACAACAGACAAACAAAAUUCACCAUACGGUGGUCUGUUGCCAGUCUUCAUUUGGUACAUAUUAUAUGCAUUGAGCAUUGAAAUGUC
Messenger RNA from Cherax quadricarinatus, 3797 nucleotides. Lineage: Eukaryota; Metazoa; Arthropoda; Malacostraca; Decapoda; Parastacidae. The record is from RefSeq and is a predicted model, not a curated record.